ACACCCCAACGCAAUGUCCUACAUUCCUCCACUAACUAGGCAUAAGAAGAGAUCAGUUUCUGUGAGAGGAACGACUCCACCUUCUCAAAAACUCUCAGGAACAUUGAUUGACAACGAGAUUCACAUCACAGAUCCAGUUUCAAUCGAAUAUCUUAGCAGCAAUGGUUGCUUUGGGAACAAUACUUAUCUUGAUAUUGGAGUGGAUCCUUCUGUUGUGACAUUCUCUGCUCCAAAAAGAAUCUGCUCAGAGCAAGAUGAUAUGAGCCAUACACACGAUAGUGCUCGUUUUGAUGAUACACAAAAAACACCGUCGCUCAAAUUAUCACUGGUGGAGGUACUCUAUUUAAUGCACACCUUCCUGAUUGAAGUCACAUCAUUAGAGUGUGAAAAGGUAUCAUUUGAAGAACUCUGGAAGAACUCCGAGGCUACUCAUAACACUGGGUUUCUUGCACGUUACAUAGCUUAUUACCAUUUAAGGAAAAGUGGGUGGGUACCAAGAUGUGGGCUCAAAUUUGGCGCCCAUUUUUUGCUUUACAAAAAAAGUCCAGCCCAUUCGCAUUCUACUUAUGCUGUUCUUGUCAUGGAAGUACCAAAAUGUGGUAAAGGCGGUAAAGAUGGAUUGUCGUGGCAGGAGGUGAUGUCUGUUGUUAGAGUGAAUGAGAGUGCUGGAAAGGAAGUCAUAUUGUGCUAUGUAACAUUAGGUGCUGGAGUGAUGGAGAGAAGAGAGAUUGAACAGGAGAAGAGAAAAGAGAAGGGGGAGUUUGAGAGAGAGACAGAGGAAGGGAGAGGGAACAAGGGAGAGGUUGGAGGGGAAGAAAAAUCAGGAGAAGAAGAGAAAAGUUGUGAAGAGACAAAGACAGGAUCAAUACUCAGAGAGAUGAGCUUAAACUCAUUAACAGCACUAACUGACGCAUCAACUGUUGAAUUUAUUCCAGUUAAGAGAACUGUUCCCCAUAAAAUACAGAGACAACAGUUAUGACAGCCUAUAUCAACAAUCAAGCUGAAUUGUUUAAACAAUAAUUACGUAUUUUUUGUUAUUCAAUUGUAGGACCAUUUCCCAUGGAAUUUAAAUUAUUUAAAAAUUGCAAAGAUUUCACCUUGUAUGUAUGAACUACUACUUUUUGUAUGAAAGACAUGUCACAACUAUUUUUCUGACUUUACCAUAAAUGGAUUGUAUGUCCAUUCAUGCUAUUCUGACACCACAACUCUUAAAAA
Messenger RNA from Amphimedon queenslandica, 1215 nucleotides. RefSeq lists its product as uncharacterized. NCBI's taxonomy places the organism in Eukaryota, Metazoa, Porifera, Demospongiae, Haplosclerida, Niphatidae. Gene Ontology annotation, cellular component: cytoplasm. The transcript has a single exon. Gene Ontology annotation, biological process: tRNA splicing, via endonucleolytic cleavage and ligation. The record is from RefSeq and is a predicted model, not a curated record. The coding region runs from base 14 to 979 and encodes 321 amino acids. Gene Ontology annotation, molecular function: nucleic acid binding; tRNA-intron lyase activity.